AAGGAGGCAGACGUUAGGAAAUUCAAAAAUUCAAAAAUAAUAAAAAAAAAGAAGAGGAUAUAGGAAGCCAUGUAAAAUAGGCAAACGACAACGACUUCCGUCUUCCCACCAACAAAGUCUGGCGCUCAAAUCCAAUCUCUCUGCCUGGGCGGCCGACCUUCUUUCCCAAUCUAAUCUCAAUCUAAUCCUUCUUAAACCCUAGUGUUUUUUUUUUUUUAAUACUUUUUUCUACCAUGAAAUCCUAGCACAAGCUUAAGCUCCCAAUUCCAGAAAUAACCUUAUCUUUUUAUUUGUUUUAUCCAUGAGAGCUGAGACUCUUUCUGAUUCUGUUUUCAUUUCGCGGAACUCUCUCACGUGAUCGUCCUCUCGGUCUGUCAGAUAGUGCGUCGUAAAGAGGUAAUGCGUUGAUCGUAAUUGUAUCAACCUACAAAGAUUGUUUGUGUGUGUGGAACAAAGAUGGAAGCUAAUGGAAAGGAAGACUUUAACGUACCUCUGUUGGAGAACUCAGACGAAGUUGCAAUCACUGUCUCUGAAUUGGAUUACAAAAAAGAUGAGAAAAUUAGAACAGUUAUGUUCAGAGUAAGAGGUAUUGAAUGUGCAUCUUGUGCAACCUCCAUAGAAUCUGCACUUGGAAAUCUCAGUGGGGUCCGGAGCAUCACUGUGUCACCGCUUCAAGGCCAGGCUGUUGUCAAAUAUGUACCUGAGCUCAUUAAUGCCAAAAAAAUUAAGGAAACACUGGAGGACACAGGUUUUUCAGUUGAUGAUUUUCCUGACCAAGAUAUCGCAGUUUGCCGGCUCAGGAUUAAAGGGAUGGCAUGUACAAGCUGCUCUGAGUCUCUUGAACGUGCCCUUCAAAUGGUUAGUGGAGUGAAAAAGGCAGUAGUUGGUUUAGCCCUUGAAGAAGCAAAGGUUCACUUUGAUCCAAGCAUCACUGAUACUGAUAAAAUCAUUGAAGCAAUUGAAGAUGUGGGCUUUGGGGCCAAUCUAAUUGGUGCUGUGAAUGAUGUGAACAAAGUGCAUCUAAAACUUGAAGGAGUUAAUUCUUCAGAAGACAUGGCUGCAAUAAAGUCCUCUCUUGAGUCAGCUGAGGGUGUGAAUCAUGUUGCUAUUGACAUGGCAGAAAAUAAGGUUACAGUUAGCUAUGACCCUGACUUCACUGGUGCACGGUCUCUUAUACAAUGCAUCCAAGAUGUAGGACAUAGCUCCAAAACUUACAGUGCAAGCUUGUACAAUCCUCCAAGACAAAGAGAAAAAGAGCAGCUUCAUGAAAUUGAGAUUUAUAGAAACCACUUUCUGUUCAGCUGCCUAUUUACAGUUCCUAUAUUUAUGUUCUCCAUGGUACUUCCUAUGCUUCCUCCAUAUGGUAACUGGUUAGAUUACAAGAUUCAUAACAUGCUCACUAUUGGAAUGUUUUUAAGUUGGAUCCUCUGCACACCAGUGCAGUUUAUUGUUGGCCGGAGGUUCUAUGUGGGAUCAUAUCAUGCAUUAAGACGAAAAUCUGCUAACAUGGAUGUUCUGGUUGCGCUGGGAACUAAUGCUGCGUAUUUUUACUCUGUCUAUGUAGUGAUUAAAGCACUGACUUCAAAAACAUUUGAUGGCCAAGAAUUUUUUGAGACCAGCGCCAUGUUGAUAUCUUUUAUACUCUUGGGGAAAUAUUUAGAAGUUGUUGCUAAAGGAAAAACAUCAGAUGCCUUAGCGAAGCUCACGGACCUUGCUCCUGAUACAGCUUAUUUGUUAACAUUCGAUGGUAAUGGGAAUGUCGUCUCAGAGACGGAAAUUAACACUCAACUAAUACAGAGGAAUGAUGUUAUUAAGAUUAUGCCUGGGGCAAAAGUUCCUGUUGAUGGAAUCAUCAUAGAUGGUCAAAGCCAUGUGAAUGAGAGUAUGAUCACAGGAGAAGCAACUCCAAUUGAAAAGAGAACUGGAGACAAGGUUAUUGGUGGGACGAUGAAUGAGAAUGGAUGCUUACAUGUUAAGGCCACCCAUGUUGGAUCAGAGACAGCACUUUCCCAGAUUGUUCAACUUGUAGAAGCUGCUCAGCUUGCCCAAGCACCUGCUCAGAAGCUAGCUGAUCAGAUUUCAAGAUAUUUUGUUCCUACAGUUGUCACUCUGGCAUUUUUGACAUGGUUAGGAUGGUUUAUCCCUGGAAUUGCCGGUAUAUAUCCUAAACAUUGGAUACCGAAAGCCAUGGAUGAAUUUGAGCUUGCACUGCAGUUUGGUAUUUCAGUUUUGGUGGUUGCUUGCCCAUGUGCUCUGGGUCUAGCAACACCAACAGCAGUCAUGGUAGCCUCAGGGAAGGGUGCUUCUCAAGGUGUUCUCAUCAAGGGUGGAAAUGCACUUGAAAAGGCACACAAGGUGAAAACUAUUGUUUUUGACAAAACAGGAACACUAACAAUUGGGAAGCCAUUGGUGGUUAGUGCCGUACUCUUUAAUAGCUUUUCAAUGGAGGAGGUCUGUGAUGUGGCUACAGCUACAGAGGCAAACAGUGAACAUCCAAUUGCAAAAGCUGUGGUCGAGCAUGCUAAGAGUCUGCGUCAAAAGUUUGGGACCCAUGUUGAACAUAAUGUGGAUGUUAAGGAGUUUGAGGUGCACCCGGGAGCUGGGGUGAGUGGAAAAGUGGGUCAUAGAAAAAUUUUGGUUGGGAACAAAAGACUUAUGCAUUCUUGUAAUGUCACAGUUGGUCCUGAGGUUGAAAGCUAUCUAUUGGAGAAUGAGCAACUGGCUCGAACAUGUGUUUUAGUUGGUAUUGAUGGAAAAGUCGCUGGAGCUUUCUCUGUAACUGACCCUGUGAAACCUGAGGCUGCACGUGUAAUAUCUUUUCUACGCUCAAUGGGCAUCUCCAGCAUCAUGGUGACAGGUGAUAACUGGGCUACGGCAAGUGCUGUCAGAAAGGAGGUUGGCAUUGACGAUGUCUUUGCUGAGACUGAUCCAAUUGGAAAAGCGGAAAAGAUUAAAGAAUUACAGAUGAAAGGGGUAACCGUGGCAAUGGUUGGGGAUGGAAUUAACGACUCACCAGCCUUAGUUGCGGCUGAUGUUGGCAUGGCAAUUGGUGCCGGGACUAAUGUAGCUAUAGAAGCAGCUGACAUAGUUCUCAUCAAGAGCAACUUGGAAGAUGUGGUGACAGCUAUAGACCUCUCUAGGAAAACUAUGUCCAGAAUCCGGCUAAACUACGUCUGGGCCCUGGGGUACAACAUCCUUGGCAUGCCAAUUGCUGCCGGAAUUUUAUACCCUUUUACCGGAAUCCGGUUGCCACCUUGGCUCGCCGGUGCUUGCAUGGCUGCUUCAUCACUUAGUGUGGUUUGUUCAUCUCUCCUAUUGCAAUCUUAUAAGAAACCUUUGCAAGUUCACCGCACCUGAGUAUCACAUUAUUUGUCAAUUACAUAUGGAAAUUUACUGUUGGGAUGAUUAUUAGCCAUAAUUUGUAGUUUCCAUUAUGCUCAUUGAUGCAGUAGGCGUAAAAAAAAGAUUGUAUUUAUUGCCUUUUUAUUUUUCCUCCAUUGUAUGUUUAAGUGGUUUGGUUUUUAUUUCCAUGUUCAUAUUUUAGUUUCGCAGGAAAAUAAAACCUGUUAAUUUCCUUAAAAGAAUUGCAUAAUCAUGCAAUUUUUAUCAUUGAACAUAACAUUUUUUACUAACCGUUUAUCAUUUUCUGUUAUAAACCUCACAGAUCAAUUCAUGGUGAAUUCCUAGCUAAUCAAAUCAUACGGAUGUUGUCAAUUUAGCUGUAUUCCUAACAAGAUUGAUACCUAAAUGCAUAUAAAAACAAAAAAAAAAAAAAAAAGGAUACAAUUCAUCAUCUAUUUUUCUCAUUAAGAACAAAAGAAAAAAAAAAAAGAGUUAUAUUUUCAGCUCAAAUAUAAUAUGAAAAGAUGACUGAAAUGAAAACAAUUUUGUUUUUGAUUUGUUUUUAUGUUCUUAAUUCCUCCUUAGUUCUUCUAAUCGGAUCAAAAGGUAUUGAACCCUUAUGAAGGAAAUAUUAUACUUUUAUUGUAAGAGAUUAUUUGGUGCCUUCCUAAAAGCGUCACCAAAUGAAUGAAUACCAAUUUCGUAGUUGAGACGUCACUGCUAAAAGAGAAAAGAAAAAAUAAAAGUACAAUAAAGUAAAAGAGAAAAAGGAAAAUGAGAAUUACAAUAAAGCAUAAAAAAGGUAUACAUUUUUAAAAAGCAAUAUGUAAGAUGUAGCCAUGUAAGUGAAACCCAAAAAAAAAAAGAAAAAAAAAAAAAGAAAAAAAAGGGUAAGUUGUAUUAUUAUUUAGGUAUGACUCCUAUAAAAUUAAAUAGAAAAGACACAGAGGGGUUUUCGGGCCGAUACGUCGCAUUUGGCUGCCCUAGCUGGAGUGUCUCGGAGACUCGGACUUGGCUCGGUUACAUCGAAUGCUCUCUUAUUCUUAAUGCAUCGGACUGUCUGAAGACAAUUUUCAUCAUCUACUUGUCGGAAAUCUGGCUGUUGUUCAUCAUUCAUCAAAGUGUCCUGUGAGGGAACUCUGCAAAAUGGUGAGCUACAUCGCUUCUCGCCAGGAUGAUGCAGAAUCUUAAUUGGGUGAUGAAAAAGCAAAUGACACAGAAGGCUUGGCACGAAUACCCUUUUGGCGUUUAAAGUUGUUUUAAAAGUAUAAAUUUGAUGGUCUAUCUAAAUUUUCUGGACCUUGCUGUUUAAAUGGUUGGAACCGAUGGGAGGGACGUAUGUAUAUGUCUCUCGUAACGCAAGCCUUCCUCCUAAAUACCCAUUUGGCGUUUUAAGUAGUUAUAAAAAAUAAUAAAUUUGAUGGUGUGUAUGUGUUUUUUAGACCUUGCUGUUUGUACGGUUGUAACCCAUGAGCGGGACGCGUGGGACAUGCUUCAAUUCCUCGUCGAUGCAACCGGAAAAAUAAAGAAAAAUAAAUAUGGUUCUGUCUAGUUCUAAAUUUUGAAUCGAAUUUAUCAUAAUUAUAAGUCCAUUUCACGUA
This is a messenger RNA of Ziziphus jujuba (common jujube), 4943 nucleotides long. Its product is annotated as copper-transporting ATPase HMA4. Lineage: Eukaryota; Viridiplantae; Streptophyta; Magnoliopsida; Rosales; Rhamnaceae. The coding region runs from base 457 to 3357 and encodes 966 amino acids. The record is from RefSeq and is a predicted model, not a curated record. Gene Ontology annotation, biological process: monoatomic cation transport. Gene Ontology annotation, cellular component: membrane. The transcript has 12 exons. Gene Ontology annotation, molecular function: ATPase-coupled monoatomic cation transmembrane transporter activity; copper ion binding; ATP binding.